AAACUCAAAACUCUGUAAUCUGAAGCAUCGGACUGCAGCCGGCCGCCCGCUGUGAACUCUGGAUUAAGGAUUACUCGCCACACACAGAGAAGCACAGGAUUAUGCUUUUGUUUUGUUGUGUCCACUUCUGCCAGUGCAGGACUGUAGCCAAACCUGCAGAUAAAUGAUACUAUUACACCACGCAGGCCGUGUUUACUACUGAGGCAGAGGUUUCUGGAGCCUUCUGAGAGACGCUGGUGCAUGAAAAUCCAAGAAGAUCAGCAGUUUCUGUCGGCACCAACAACCAUGUCAUGCAGUGAGUGUUGCAGCCACAGUUUAUCCAAUGAUUGAGACCAGCACUCCCACCAUGUUGGACCAAACUGAACCAGCACACUGCACCGUGUGCUGCUGUACUUUGGCCAACAAAAUCCUUAUGGUGCUCUUCAUGGUGCUGUUGAUCUUCGCCAUCUUGUUUGGGAACUUGGUGACUCUGGCUGUGGUUCUGGGGACUAAACACUUCCACACGCCCCAGGGGUACCUGAAGGCGUCCCUGGCCGUGGCCGACCUGGCCGUGGGGAUAUUUGUGGUGCCGCUGUCCGUGUACGCCGAGGUGUACCUCAUGGUGACCGACUCGGCCCCGGAGUGGACUUCGUACAACUCGCAGUCGGUGAGUUUCCACCCGUGCAACGUCAUCGGCCCCAUCUUUGCCGGGUGCACCUUGGUCUCCAUCACGACCAUUUUCCUGCUGACGAUCGAGAGGAGCAUUGCUGUGUUGCGGCCGCUGCACAAGGACUCUGUGAUCACACGUAAAAGGACCACGAUCCUCAUCGUCCUCUCCUGGGUGGGGAGCUUCUUCUUGGCCGUGUCUCCGAUGGUCUUCAGCAGCGAGAUCGCUCUGGAGUACAACUCCUGCAGCCGGAUGUGCAAUUACGCUCUGGGGACCAUCGGCGAGUUCCCCAGCCAGGCCUGGAACAUCCUCCUCCUCUUCCCCGCGUUUGACUUCACGCUCCUCGGAGGAACGGUGGUCAUAAACAUCAUCUCCCUGUCCAGCAUCAGGCAGCACUCGAGGCGCAGGAAACACCUGGCCGAGAGCGAGUGCCAAAGCACCACCAAACCUACUUUCUCUGACAUCAAAGCGGCCAGAACAAUAGGGACGCUGACUGUGGCGUUCACCGCCUCAUUCACCCCCAUCGCCGUCUUUGUGGUCGGGAACGUUUUGGGGAAUAAAUGGUGCAACUUCUCCUUUUUCGCCUUCUGGAUUUUGGCCACCAACAGUUGCUGGAAUGUCAUCAUUUACAGUGUGAGAGAUCAGAAGUUCAGACUCUGUGCACACAAGCUCCUCAUGCCUUUUCAACGGAAAACCUCAACCAAAGGCUGAAACAUUCAAAACAUUCAGGAUGCAAAGACUUUGAGUUGAGGACUGCAUCAUUUAUACGUUUGUUCGUCAAACACAUUGUGAGUCUCAUUAAGAGACACGUCUGCAUGUUUUGUGGAUUGCUGUUGUGAAAUUACAGGUUUUUCUUACAUAAUUUUAAAGCAUGGAACGUUCGUCAGGUCACAAUUGUUGGAUUUUAAA
This is a messenger RNA of Centropristis striata (black sea bass), 1555 nucleotides long. Its product is annotated as 5-hydroxytryptamine receptor 1B. NCBI's taxonomy places the organism in Eukaryota, Metazoa, Chordata, Actinopteri, Perciformes, Serranidae. Gene Ontology annotation, molecular function: G protein-coupled serotonin receptor activity; neurotransmitter receptor activity. Bases 323 to 1357 code for a protein of 344 amino acids. The record is from RefSeq and is a predicted model, not a curated record. The transcript is spliced from 2 exons. Gene Ontology annotation, cellular component: dendrite; membrane. Gene Ontology annotation, biological process: chemical synaptic transmission; G protein-coupled receptor signaling pathway, coupled to cyclic nucleotide second messenger.